AGUGCUGACAUUACCAUUCCCGCGCAAUCGCUUGUCGUGUAAGAACGUUUACCGCGCGUUUACAAAAUAUCAUCGCUUCCCGCGAGUGUAACGUUGAACCUAAUCAGUAUAAAUAUUAUCUACAAAAAUGGAUCACAGUCAUCAUGAUCAUGAAAUGGACCCGACUCAUGAUGGAGGAUGCGGUGGCCAUGGCCAUAUGAUGGUGUUCCAUGCUGGAGUCGUCCAAGAAAUUCUUUUCAAAGGAUGGGAGACAUCCAACGCGCUAGAGCUAUUCGGCUCAGCCGUUGCCAUUUUCUUGGCGGGCGUGCUAUAUGAAGGCUUCAAGUAUUACAGGGAAACACUGUUUGAGUCCGCUGCCAUGGCGGCAACCGCUGACUCACAAGUCAACAUCGCCAAGAACGAAAAUGGAACGAGAUCCUGUCACACCAAACGGAGCCCUAUAUAUACGAUGUUUUCAAGUGGCCACGUUUACCAGACGCUGCUGUAUUUUAUACAAGCCUGGGUGUCAUAUGUCCUCAUGUUGGUGUUCAUGACGUAUAAUGUUUGGCUGUGUCUUGCGUUGGCGCUCGGUUUGGCGGUCGGCUAUUUCCUCUUUGGUUGGCGCAAAACUACCGCCAUAGACAAUAGCGAGUGUUGCAUGUAAAUAAAUAAUGUUUUCAUUUAGGUAAAAUAUUCAUUCAAUAUGUUUAGAUUGCUUGUGAAAUGCCUUGAGGUGAGACUUUAAAAAUAAAAAACAAAACAGUUGCAAUAAAAAAGUUCAGAGCCAUAUUACGAUUAAAAUAUGUAUUGUAAUAAUUAGUAAUAGGAAUAUUUAUGUAUAAGAUCUUGCCAAUAGAAAUUAGUUUCCAACAUUCCUUGAACCAAACAUUAAAGUUGAAGGCUUACCUAUAGAUAUUUUGUAUAGUAAUCGUAAGAUACAACCGCUACUAAAAUCCUAUUUUAAGUACUUUUAUAGGAAUACUAUGCUAAAACAUCGACAGUAGCAUAUAUAGAUUUCGACAUUUCUCAUUGAAAGUGAUAAAAAAAAUUAUUAUAAUAAAAAUAUACAUCUUUAAACGAAGAUUUUUGCCUCUGUCAUUGUUAACAAAAAUUAACACAAACACCUGAUUUUACUAAUUCAAUAUAAAACAUUUAUAUUAGAUAUUGGUUUAAGGUAAUGCUUUGAUACAAAAUUGUAACACUAGUAGACUGAGGAUGUUGCCACAUAUUUAUUCCUUGUUAUUUAGCAGUAUUUACAUAAUUACCUAUAUGUCUUAUAAUCUUGUUUUAGAUUUAAAUAGAUACCGAAGUUAAUAAAUUGUUUAAGCACUUUGUGAUAUAAUGACUUUGUAGAAUUAAAAAUAUACUAAGUAUAGUUUUAUUGUUACGAAUGAUUGAAUAAAAUUUAUUUUAUGUA
Messenger RNA from Pieris napi, 1396 nucleotides. It is a transcript of the gene Ctr1B, whose product is annotated as high affinity copper uptake protein 1. Lineage: Eukaryota; Metazoa; Arthropoda; Insecta; Lepidoptera; Pieridae. Gene Ontology annotation, biological process: copper ion transmembrane transport. Gene Ontology annotation, molecular function: copper ion transmembrane transporter activity. The coding region runs from base 128 to 643 and encodes 171 amino acids. Gene Ontology annotation, cellular component: membrane. The transcript is spliced from 4 exons. The record is from RefSeq and is a predicted model, not a curated record.